AUGAAGAGUCUGCUGCUGUAUCUGCUUUUCCUGUGUAGUAUACUCAGGCACACAUCUGCAGUUGCGGAUCUCAGUGACUGCGCAGCUGCAGGGAGCAUAUGCAAUGUCAAUGCAGAUUGCUUCAAAACACGUGAGGAUAAGUUUCUCUGCAUGUGCCGAAUGGGGUACAGGGGCACUGGAGUGCAGUGCCAGGACAUUGAUGAGUGUACAACUGGUUUACACAACUGCCAUGCAAAAGCAGUCUGCAGUAACACUCUGGGCAGUUACACCUGCUCAUGCCAAAAUGGUUAUUCUGGAGAUGGUUUCCAAUGCCAAGAUAUCAAUGAAUGUCAAACUAAUAAUGGUGGAUGUCAUGUUAAUGCACUUUGCACCAACAGAGAUGGAGGAAGAGACUGCACUUGUAAGUCAGGUUUCACUGGAAAUGGAUUUCAGUGCAAUGAUGAUAAUGAGUGUGCAAGACCGGGAAUCUGUCACUGGAAUGCCACUUGCACCAACAACCCUGGCUCCUAUGUGUGUACAUGCAAUACUGGCUACAAAGGCAAUGGAAAUUAUCUCUGCCUCGAUGUUGAUGAGUGCUCAGAGACUCCCGGUGUGUGCUCUGCUUUCUUUGGGUACAAAGGUUGCAAGAACCUGCCAGGAUCCUACACCUGCCUCUGCAACAGUGGCUACCAAAGCAAUGGACAGACAUGUGAGGACAUCAAUGAAUGUGAUAUCAACAUCUGCAGCUCAUUUGCAGAGUGUACAAACUUGCCAGGCUCAUAUCGUUGUACUUGUCCUGAAGGAUUUGUGGGAAAUGGGUUGGCAUGCGUAGACAUUAAUGAGUGUGACAGAAAGAACAACUGUGACCCCAACGCAAUAUGUACCAAUUUGCUAGGAAGCUAUCAAUGCUCGUGCCGCUCUGGGUUCCUGGGCACUGGAACAAAGUGUACUGACAUUAAUGAAUGUGUCACCAAUAACAUUUGCCCAGCCAAUGCUGCAUGUGUCAACACAGCAGGUUCAUUCCUCUGUGACUGUGGUCCAGGCUACAGCUUUAAUCAAACCCAGUGCAUGGAUGUGGAUGAAUGUGCCACAGGACAUUGCAGUGUUUACGCCUCUUGUGAAAACUUACCUGGUUCAUUCAUCUGCGCAUGUGUAGCCGGUUUUGAAGGAGAUGGGUUAAUAUGCGAGGAUGUGGAUGAGUGCGCAAUAAAAAGGCAGUGCCAUGUUAAUGCACGCUGUAUUAAUGUACCGGGAAAAUACAACUGUAGCUGUAUGGUGGGAUACACAGGGGAUGGUGUAUCACAGUGUACAGAUGUGAACGAGUGUCUUGUUGAUAAUGGUGGCUGCAAAAACAGAGCAACAUGUGUCAACAGUAAGGGGUCUUUCUCUUGCGUUUGCACCUCAGGCUUUCAGCUAGUCAAUCUUACCACCUGCCAAGACAUAGAUGAAUGCCAGCUACCUGAAAAGGCUUGUGGAAUCAAUGAGCAGUGCUCCAACACGGAAGGAUCAUAUUCAUGGCUUUACAGGAGAUGGAUCUACCUGUACAGACGUGGAUGA
Molecule: messenger RNA, 1536 nt
Organism: Puntigrus tetrazona (Sumatra barb)
Lineage: Eukaryota; Metazoa; Chordata; Actinopteri; Cypriniformes; Cyprinidae
Product: latent-transforming growth factor beta-binding protein 2-like
Exons: 4
Coding region: 1-1536 (511 amino acids)
Molecular function (GO): calcium ion binding
Source: RefSeq, a predicted model, not a curated record